GGGUUUCUCUGUGUCUCCCUGAACCGAGCGAGCGAGCGAGAGGCGACAACUAGCUUGGUUGAGAAAAUGCCGGCGGGUCACGGAGUGAGGGCAAGGACGAGGGACUCGUUCUCUCGGCCCUUCAGGAAGAAGGGGUACAUCCCGCUGACGACGUACCUCCGGACGUACAAGAUCGGCGACUACGUCGACGUCAAGGUGAACGGCGCCGUCCACAAGGGCAUGCCCCACAAGUUCUACCACGGACGCACCGGCCGCAUCUGGAAUGUCACCAAGCACGCCAUCGGCGUGGAGGUCAACAAGCAGGUAGGGAACCGAAUCAUUAGGAAGAGGAUCCAUGUGAGGAUUGAGCAUGUUCAGCCCUCGAGGUGUCAGGAGGAGCUUAAGCAGAGGAAGGUCCGGAACGACGAGCUGAAGGCGGCGGCCAAGGCACGUGGGGAGAAGAUCAGCACGAAGAGACAGCCAGAAGGUCCCAAACCCGGCUUCAUGGUCGAGGGCGCGACCAUGGAGACCGUCACUCCCAUUCCAUACGAUGUGGUCAACGACUUGAAGGGCGGGUACUAAUUGAAGAGUAGCCCCUCGGAUGUUUUCAGGAGUCUUAUCUUCAGCUCAUUGUUGUGUUACAUUUAUCUUGUUUCCUAUUUUGAAACUGCGGAUGCGCAUUUGUGUUGGGUCGAAGACUUGGUCGAAUCAGUUUUGUUUUUAUCUUUUUUUUUACUCUUCUGGAAUGAACUUCAGUUGCCGUUU
Messenger RNA from Rhodamnia argentea, 744 nucleotides. RefSeq names its product 60S ribosomal protein L21-1. Gene Ontology annotation, cellular component: ribosome; cytosolic large ribosomal subunit. The coding region runs from base 67 to 561 and encodes 164 amino acids. NCBI's taxonomy places the organism in Eukaryota, Viridiplantae, Streptophyta, Magnoliopsida, Myrtales, Myrtaceae. Gene Ontology annotation, molecular function: structural constituent of ribosome. Gene Ontology annotation, biological process: translation. The record is from RefSeq and is a predicted model, not a curated record. The transcript is spliced from 2 exons.